GCACCUUGUCAUUAUAUGUAGUACACUAGAUAGGGUGUAGAAGUCAUAACUUCGUAGUCGAUGUAGUGCACUUCUAUAGGGAGCAAAUAUUCAUUCAGGACUAAGCCCAAGUAGCAGUCGAUAGUAAAUAUACAAGACAUUGUAGCUUUAAACAGGUUUCCGGACAUUCACUCACUUAAAGCAGCUUUAAAGUAACUCAUUAGUAAACAUUUCCUGUCACAUAAGCGAUGCUGGUUAGGGAUUAAUCCGCCAUGCAGAGCGGCUCUUCAGCUUCAGCUGGCCUUGGCAGUCCUGCACCGGGUUUAUCUGGGGGACACAGCUCAGGGCUGGUGGACUCCGCCAUCGACCACUUCAUCAUCCGGAAUGAUUUUCACGCCGCGUUUGAUGCUUGUGAGAAGGGACUGGAGAUUUUAGCUAAAGCUGAUGAGCAGGAACAAAGCUGUUCCAGGCAUGGAGAGUUGAAAGCAGCGCUCUGCAUAGUUGGAAUUCAAGCUCUGGCCGAGUUAAACCAGUGGCAUGACGUCCUGACUUGGGUUUUGCAGCAUUAUGGCAAAACAGAGCAAAUUCCUGCAAAGAUCAUGCAGAUGUGCAUUCUUCUCUACACCAAGGUGUCUGAGCAGGCAGCGGUGCAGGAGGCAGUGCGAACUUGGCUACACUACUCCUCGAACAUGAGUCUGUCAGGUUACAGCAGCGUGGCCGAGCUCUACAUCCUGCAUGUUCUUCUGCCACUGGGUCAAACCGCAGAGGCCAAGGAGCUGCUGAAGGAUGAAGUGGGACAGGUUGCCUUUACUGAGGAUCAGAGACAAACUGCACUUACAAUACUCGAGAAUCAUGACGCUAGAAAGAUGAACCAUUCUGGUCCAAGCCCUGAUCCCGUCCCUGUGGAGGCAGAGAAAAUGAUUAUACCUCAAGGGUCAGUGGUCCGGAAGUUGAAUGCUGUUAUGAGGUUGUUGUACAGAGGACUGUCUCUGGCGGGUGUCACUGCCUGGUCACGCUUUAUUCACAGAACUGCUGUUCUGUUAUUCCUGCUCUACCUGCUGCUCAUACGUAUGGACCCAGCUUUGCCUUCAGCUUACCCAUGGAUCCUCCGGCUGUAUGGACUCUGGCAGCAGAUGUGGAAUGCCAUGUUUGGACCAUACUACAGGGCUUCUUCCUGAAAAACACAUUUGUGCACAAUAAGCUGUAGAAAAACAACAAAUGAUUGUGAAAACACCGCAAACAUGAUUAUGAUUAACACAACCAUGAUAUAUGUGCCUGGGACUGCUUGCACAGAAAGGCUCUUGAAAAGUCAUCACUUUGUGAUGUGUUUUGUGAAGUGUUUGUAACACAUACACCCUCAGAAAAAAGCUAAACUGUAUUUUUCCUUUUCACUGGUGUGGUAUGCUCAAGGGUAGGUCGUUUGUACCUUUAGUGUGUCCUUCACCUGGAAAGCAUGGAGUGAUCGUUUUCCACCUUUAAUAUAACAUAACACACAACCAAAUUCAAGUAAAAAAAAGCAAAUAGAAUGUAGUACAUCAUUCUAAAAGCUAAUAUAAGGUGCAGGCAUUGUCCUUAAGGUCCAAUUAAGUGUCUUAAAUCAUUAUUAAAGGUAUGCUACAUUCACAUUACCAUGUAGAAACUGAACUAAACUGGAAACUAAAGGUAUAAAAGAUGUACCUAAGUGAAAAGGAAAGGCACAUUUUAGUACCCUUUUUCCUGAGCAUGUACACUGCAAUUGAAGUUUGUUGCUCGCCGCACUAUUAUUCUUGAGAUUUUACCUUAUUUAAGAUUUAGGGUGUUGAACAUCUCUUGUUACUUAAUAAAAAUGAAGCGAUCCAGAGUUUACAGAUUCUGUAUGUCAGCAGAGGUUAAACUGGGAUGUGGGAGGUGGGGAAGCCAAACUUCUUUCAUGGAUGCCACCAAUGUGAGAACAGUACAAUUACCAGUUUGCAUAAGUGUGCACGUCUUUUCCAUAAUGGGGCAUGUUACUGUGUUCAGAUUUAACAAAUCGCAAUCAAACUCAUGUUAAAAAAUAAUUAUCUACCUGUCAUCAAUUAAGUGAUUCUGAUUAACCCCAAAUAAAGACCAGCUGCUUCUGUAGGA
This is a messenger RNA of Pangasianodon hypophthalmus (striped catfish), 2082 nucleotides long. RefSeq names its product peroxisomal biogenesis factor 26 (gene pex26). Lineage: Eukaryota; Metazoa; Chordata; Actinopteri; Siluriformes; Pangasiidae. Gene Ontology annotation, cellular component: peroxisome; peroxisomal membrane. The record is from RefSeq and is a predicted model, not a curated record. Gene Ontology annotation, molecular function: ATPase binding; protein-containing complex binding. The transcript has 5 exons. Gene Ontology annotation, biological process: protein import into peroxisome membrane; protein import into peroxisome matrix. Bases 252 to 1157 code for a protein of 301 amino acids.